AUGGUAAAAAACCCUGGCCUUAUUCCGUCACUCGAAAGCCUUCGCGGCGGCGAUAUUUCCAAAAAGCGCAAGAUGAUCAAGGACAUGCUGCACGGCUUCUGGCUCUCCUGUGUCGAGCCGGAUGAAUUGUCUGGCCAGGCGUUCGUGGCCGACGCCAUCAUCGCCAACCCCCCGAGCUUCGCCCACGUCCAUUGCGCCGAGGCGCUGGCCGUUCCCCUGCACAUGAUGUUCACCAUGCCCUGGACAAGUACCCGUGCCUUUCCUCAUCCUCUGGCAACCCUCAAGACGGACAACAUAGAGCCCGGCACGGCCUACUACAUGAGCUACGGCGUUGUUGAUUUCAUGACUUGGCAGGGAUUGGGAGACAUCAUCAACAACUGGCGAUCGAAUGACCUGAAUCUGGAAAAGGUCCCCGCCUGCGUUGGACCAGGUCUCCUCGACACGCUCAAGGUUCCGUGGACCUAUUGCUGGUCUCCGACCCUGGUUCCCAAGCCACAAGACUGGCCUUCCUACAUCGACGUCUGCGGCUUCUUCAUGCGAGACGAGCCGGAAUAUGAGCCGCCCCGCGAGCUCGCCGACUUCCUCGAGUCGGGGCCCAUGCCGGUCUACAUUGGAUUUGGCAGCAUAGUUCUUGAAAACGCGCAAGAAAUGACGCGCACCAUUUUGCAGGGCUGCGAAAGAGCCGGCGUGAGAGCCGUCAUCUCGCGCGGUUGGAGCAAUCUGGGCGGUGACUCGCCCAACACCAAGGACGUGUUUUAUCUAGGGGACUGUCCGCAUGAGUGGCUCUUCAAGCGCGUUGCCGCCGUCGUGCACCAUGGGGGUGCCGGGACGACGGCCUGCGGCCUGCUCAACGCUCGACCUACUUUCAUCGUCCCCUUCUUCGGCGACCAGCCGUUUUGGGGUAGCAUCAUCGCCUCCAAGGGCAUCGGACCGGUUCCUAUCCGGCAUCAGGACCUGGACGCUGAUAAUUUGGCCUCCGCAUUGCGCUUCUGCCUCGAGCCCGAGGUGCAGAAGUCGACGCAAGCAAUGUCCGAGCUGAUACGUUUAGAGCACGGCGUCAAGUCGGCCGUCGAAUCCUUCCACGCUCGGCUACCCGCUGCGAACAUCACCUGCGACCUGAGUCACAAUCAUCCGGCUCGCUGGUCCUACUCCUUGCCACAAGCGCGCGGGACACGCCAACUCAAGCUCUCGGACACAGCGCUGGCCAUUUUACUCCAACGGAAACUGGUCAAGCCAUCCGAUGUGCAACCGCUGCGAGCGGUUCCUUAUCAUAUUGACAUCAAUCACUGGGACCCCCUCACGGCAGGAGCCGCUUCGCUUUUCGGCACCGUGUCCAACUUCACCGUCGCCCUCGGCGGCACUUUCGUCGAUCCAUACAAAAAGUAUCGGAGUGCCCUCUCGAGCGGGAAAGACAAAAAAACGGCGAGCCUCGCUUCAGCUGCAGCGGCCGGUAAGGGUCUCGGCCAGGCGAGCGGUUCCGUCGUGAAAGGGGCGUUGGUCGACAUGCCGCUUGCCUUGGCCGAAGGGUUGCGGGCCACGCCGAAGCUGUAUGGUGAUACCGUCGAGGACCAUGGAAAAGUGACUGACUGGAAGAGUGGCGGAGUCGUUGCGGGCAAGUCCUUUGGGUUUGGCAUGUACCGUGGCCUGACGGAAUUCGUGACGAAGCCAAUGGAUGGAGCGAAAAAGGAGGGCUCCUUGGGCUUCAUCAAAGGUGUCGGAAAGGGUUCCGUUGGCCUCAUCGCCAAGCCAGGUGCUGCCAUGGUUGGCCUCAUCGCAUACCCCGCCAAAGGGAUCUACGAAAGCAUCAAGGCGCUUAAUCGCAGUGGUCUGAAACGAUUGGAUAUGGCGAGAACAGCAAGGCUAGAGGCUGCUCGUGAGCUCGAGCUCGGUCCGGAGGCCGCUUUGCUUGCUCCCGGUGGUGAAUAA
Molecule: messenger RNA, 1926 nt
Organism: Drechmeria coniospora
Lineage: Eukaryota; Fungi; Ascomycota; Sordariomycetes; Hypocreales; Ophiocordycipitaceae
Exons: 8
Coding region: 1-1926 (641 amino acids)
Molecular function (GO): UDP-glycosyltransferase activity
Source: RefSeq, a predicted model, not a curated record